Xyrauchen texanus (razorback sucker) is the source of this 3346-nucleotide messenger RNA. It is a transcript of the gene ccpg1, whose product is annotated as cell cycle progression 1. Bases 130 to 2571 code for a protein of 813 amino acids. Gene Ontology annotation, cellular component: membrane. The transcript is spliced from 11 exons. Lineage: Eukaryota; Metazoa; Chordata; Actinopteri; Cypriniformes; Catostomidae. The record is from RefSeq and is a predicted model, not a curated record.
GCCGUCUUGUUAUCGUUCAAGUAUGAUGUUGAUGUUUUGAUUCAGUUGGGUGAGGUGUGUCUGUGGAUUUGCUCAGAUAACAUUUCUCUAUUUGCUUUCUGUAGCUGCAGUUUACCUGCUGGUUGAAAGAUGUCUGAAAGCUCCAGCGACACUGAAUCUUCCUGUGGAUGGAUGGUCAUUAGUAAUGAGGGUUCAGAUAUUGAGACACUAGCCCUUGAUAACGUGGGAGACUGUGAGGAAGGAGAGGUUAGCCGUGCAGACAUACCAACUGCUGAACGCGAUGAGGAAAGUCUGGUUGAGACUUCUCUGGAUCUCACCUUGAGAGAGGAGGUGACUUCAGAGGUCGGACCCACCAGAAAGACAAGAGAUGAUGUUUGUGUGGAAGAGCAUGCCAUUUUUUGCUCCUUCAGUGAGAACUCUGACAUCAUCACCCUGGCGGACUCUCGGGAAGAGGAGAUUGACACACGGGAGGAGCCUGUUGCUAAGGAGACAGAGGAAACAGGAAGCGAAGAGCUCUAUCUUGGAACCUCAUCGAGCAGCCAGUAUACCUUUAUUGAGGCUGAGACAAUUUUCCCAGUGGAUCAGCCUGUGCAGAGAGACUCCAGUAACAGCAGCAGCGAGGAAGCGGAAGAUGAGAUGAAGAGCAGUCCUGUGGUGAGGAGACGCAGAGUGAGGAGGACCAGGACUAGUUCAGAGCCCGGAGAGCCUCAUGAGCCACAGAGGAGACAGGGGGAGGUCCUUGAAGAGAUUCAGGCACAUCUGGACCCCCACACUGCUCCACAGUACCAGGGCCAGAUCAGUGGCACCCUGAACAAAUGCAUCCUUCUGGCACUGCUCAUUGCCAUCAGCAUCGGCAUCGGACACUUUUACGGCACUGUACAGAUACAAGAGAGGCAGAGGAUUCCUAGUAAGGAAGUGGUUGAGAGUCUGAGGGAAGAUCUAGAGGAAAAAGAGGACAUGGUCCUGUCCCUCACAAGCAUCAUGGAUGAAAUAACUAAAGAAAACCAGCAUCACCGAUUUAAACAGGAAGAGCUACAGGCUCAAAAACAAGAUUUGUUUGACCAACUGUUGCAAGCUAAGAACAAGAUGGAAUCUCAGCAGAAGGACUUGACCACGGAAAACCAGCACCUUAAAAUCACUCUUGAGCGAGAGGAGGAGUCCCUCUCGGCCUUGCGGGAGGAAUUGAGGUACCUACGUGGACAGAUCCGAGAGUUAGAGGAGAGAGGAGCUGGAACAGACUCGAUCUUGUCCGAAAACCAACGUUUGAAGGGCCACUUGCAAGAAGAGAAGCUGAAAGUCCGUAGCUUCAUCAGCCAGAGGGCAGCACUCAUGGCUGAGGCUCAGGUCCUUCGGAAAGAGCUUGAUAAAGAACAGAAGGUUACAGAUAAGCUGAAAGAGGAACUUGAGGAAAUGAGUCAGAAAGAGAAAGACAUGAAAGGCAAGACGGAUCCCGAGGGCAAAGAACUCCAGGCUCGACUACUGGAGCUAGAGAACAAACUUAGAUUUGAGCAGCAACGCUCAGAUCUUUGGGAGAGACUUUAUGUAGAGUCAAAAAAGGGGAGAGAAAAAGGUGACCAGAAGGUAAAGACCAAGGUUCCGCAGGAUGGGAUGAUGGGAAAGGUGAAGGAAACCCUUGAUGCUGUCAAGAAUUCCACCAAAGAGUUUGUGCACCAUCACAAGGAGCAGAUCGAGAAGGCCAAAGAAGUGGUUAAGGAAAAUCUCAGGAAGUUAUCGGACUCUUUUAAAUCUACAUUCAGGCACUUUAAAGACUCCGCCUCCAAUGUUUUCAAUAGGGGUAAUGACAAGAGGUACCAAGAGAGGAAGGAUGCAAAACCUGAACGUCAGACGUUUCAGAAAGAUGGUUCUAAGGAACAGGGCAACAAACGUGCAGAAGAUAUCCAUUGGCAGCCUAAAAAAACUUUACAUCGACACCCUCGCAAAUCAACCAUCGACUCUUUUCACGACGAUCCUAACACACGCAAACCCGGCACUCAGAAAGAGCAAAGUCAGAAAAGGCCACCCAGAGGGUGUUCUGAUGUUUUUGAUUGUGCUUAUCAGGAGUCUAUGAGUCUGUUCAAUAAGGCGAUGGACCCCAUCCGCGCAGAUGAGUUUAACAAACUCUUGCGAAGCUAUCUGCAGAAAGAAGUUGGCCAUUUCCACCACUGGAGGGAGCUAGAGAGCUUCAUCAAUAAUUUCUUCCAUAAUGGUGUCUUCAUCCAUGACCAGAUGCUGUUUACAGACUUUGUUAGUGGAGUUGAGGAUUAUCUUGAGAAAAUGGACGAGUAUCACAGUCUCGAUAAUGACGUAUUUGAAGAUCUGGAUGACUACAUCUACAGGCACAUAUUUGGAGAUACGUACUUAAAACACUUUGGGACAAGUCGACCCUUUGAAGGGCCCGGGUCAAAGUGCAAGCCAUGGUGUUAUUGCCAGCAGCAACAGAGGAAACACCAGCAGCCAUGCUCUUGGCCUCAAAGAGUCAAAAAAUGGAGCCAAUCAGGAUGCAAUCCCAACCGACAGUUUGCUGACAUCAAAAUAGAGCUGGGCCCUAUGCCCUUUGAUCCAAAAUAUUAGAGGAAACAUUUCAUUUGUUCUUAAAGUUGCUUCAAAUUUUUAAAGAUGGUUGAAGGAUUUUUAGAGUUCACCUUUUCAGUGAAAUUUGCACAGUGUAAAUGUUCUAAUGCUGGUUGAAUUAUUCCUCAUCUAUUUGCUCUCUUUCUGCACAAUGGUGAAAGCAAAAUCUUAGCCUCAAAACUGCAUUUUUUUUUUUUUUUUAGCAGUUUAUAUUAAAUUAUAGAUGAGAAGUUUGUCCAAAACACAACAAAUAUCAGUCAACAAGGUCAUAAAAGAGGAAAUGAUAAUAUCUUCCAGUUCUGCGAGGACCAAAUAACCAUUUAAAAUAAAUUGUUAAUGAUUAAUGUUUUGUCAGAAGUGUGUUAGAAGUUCAGUAGAAUUAGGACGAUAAUGAAAACAUUGCUCUUGGUUGUAAGGUUACAUUUUGGGAGUGGUUUGGUUUGACUAGUCAUAAAUUGGCUGCUUUAUGUCACCUCUGAUUUGCGAAUGUAGAUCAGUGGGGAAUAUUUUUUUGUGUGUGUUCAACUGGCAAUUGUUAGUGCAAUAAUUUUUUUCAUUUACUUCUUUCCUGUGUGCUACUAGCCAAAGUAACAUUCCUGUAAGAGCUUGUUUGUAAACAACUGCAAAACCAUUUUUAUCUGCUUUAAUGUAAUUUAACAUGAAUGCAAUUCAAUUCUUGCACUAGAAUAAAAGUAUUUUAUUGCUUCAUAAAAUAUUGCCCUCUUUUGGUAAAUUGAGCUGAAAUAUUGAAUCCUACACUGGAGAAGAAUUUGAC